Diaporthe batatas is the source of this 1320-nucleotide messenger RNA. RefSeq lists its product as uncharacterized. The transcript is spliced from 6 exons. Bases 1 to 1320 code for a protein of 439 amino acids. The record is from RefSeq and is a predicted model, not a curated record. Lineage: Eukaryota; Fungi; Ascomycota; Sordariomycetes; Diaporthales; Diaporthaceae.
AUGUAUGAUGCUAUGGAGGUCGACGAAGACAUUCGAACCGGCGCGGACUCCAACAUGGUCAGUCCCCGGUUGCCGGCUAUCGCCGAGAAGUCACAGCGGGUGCAGGCGGGGAACACCAAGAGACGCAAGCGUUCGCGCAGGAGAUCGGCAACGGUAGCAAGGCGUAAGCAGUCAGGGAGCCGGCUGCGGGCCAAGAGAGCGAACAAAGGGGACUGGUCACAAAUCCACAAGGUUUCCUCUAGCCUGAUCCGGGUCGAUGCGUUGGCUUUCUUCGCCGACAAUUGUGAGAUGGCUCUGGCGAGCUGGAUCUCCAUACUUAGGAAGACGGCGUUGCCGGACAACAUCACCAGUUCGGACCCCCGCGUCGUUACCGCCUUCCAGGAAUUGGACAGCAUCAUCUUUGGUAGAGAGAGCACGCGCAUGCUCAAAAGGCUCGCCUAUAUGCAAUUACUACGUGUUUUUGAGUCCCUCGAGCAGAUCAUCGACUUGGACCAUCGGGAUGGGAGGGUCGAGUUUCGGUCCGGCUAUGGCGCUUCGAGCCUCGCCAUCGAUAUAUACGCGAGCGCUCAAGGGCGGCCAACGACGAAGAGGAAGCUCGGGGAGCGCACACGCUAUGCCAGGCGUUUGAGGGACCUUACAGUACAACCGCCAUUUUCCCUCCUCAUCUACUCGGACGUGGCCGAGACUGUCGCCGAUAGAUCCUCAGGGUUCAACGUACCGACGUUGAAGUUCCUAGCAUCCCACAUCGCGCAGACGUCUCCUCCCGGGCUUGCCAUCGUCUGCAGGGAGCUCGCCAAAAUAGCUGAAUCGGCAGUCCAACCCGGGCAAUCAUGCGAUACGCGGAGUGUGGCGGCGCAAACCGUAGCUGUUCAUCGCGAGCCCUUGGUCGCUGUUUAUGGCGGCCCCUUCGUCGCGGUUCGCCGCGACCUUUCGUCGCUGUUGCUCGCGGUUCGUCGCGGUCCUUUCGUCGCGGUUCGUCGCGAUUGCACGGUCGGUCACCUGUACAACCCACCACCUAGCCUAGGUAGUCGCUCUCCCUUAGUCGCCAGCAUCAAUGAAGCUUUGCAGUUGCUGAGGAUGGUAUCCAAUGCAUCCCUAAUCUGCGUCAAGCGUGUGUCCUUUCCCCAAUCGAGAAUGUUUCGGACCUGCUUGCAAAAGUUCUUGAAAUCCUCUGGCCUCGAUAAUAGGAAAGCGUCAACCCGUUGGAGCAACCCAGAGGUCGCCGCGAGUACCUCCGGCAGCUUUGAACUCAAUGGCGAAGAACGAAAACCUAAAGCCUUAUAUUGUCGCUUCCGCAAACCAUGCAUUUCAAGAAUAUAG